This is a messenger RNA of Prosopis cineraria, 3911 nucleotides long. RefSeq names its product formin-like protein 5. Gene Ontology annotation, molecular function: actin filament binding. The record is from RefSeq and is a predicted model, not a curated record. Gene Ontology annotation, biological process: actin nucleation; actin cytoskeleton organization. The coding region runs from base 631 to 3309 and encodes 892 amino acids. Lineage: Eukaryota; Viridiplantae; Streptophyta; Magnoliopsida; Fabales; Fabaceae. The transcript has 7 exons.
CAUUGUUAGGACGGCCAUUCGCGCGCCAAGAAUUUUGCAGUUACCCAAAAAGCGAUUUACAAACUUCAUUUUGUACAAUACAUUGUGAUCAUAAUCCUCAUUCUUUUUGCAGUUUCAUUUGAUUCUUUCUGCACACACUUAUUGGCGUUAUCAACAUUUUAGGUUCAAUCAAGCCGCGUUUCGUUUAGUUCCAUAACCGGUGAUCAUGUGAUUUUUUUUUAUUUUUUCGGUUGAUCUGGUCAGAAGCAGAGCCUGAUGUUGUAAAACUUUUACCAGGAGAGAUUCAGUUGGCGUUAGUAUUUGCAUUUGCCCUGGCUCAUGCAUUGCUUAUCGCAAGGAAAUUUUAGGUGAAAUUGUGAUUCAUUGUUUGAACUGUCUUUGGGGGUUUAAUUGAUUGUUUGCCGAUGUUUUCUAAUUGGAGGCGACGUGAUCUGAUUUGAUAAAUUAAGAGGAAAAUUUCCGGGCAAGUUUUUUUCUGCAUUGCGCUCGAGAAUUCUAGUCUUCAUCGAAAAUACUGGGUGGUUUCACGGAUUCUGCGAGCCAGAAAUAGGGAUUUUAAUGAAGGAGCAGAAAUCAAAGCUUCAGUUGUUGGCUCGUUUUGUGAAAUGAGAAGCAAAUUAAGAAAUUGGAAUGAUGAUUAUUAUUUCAAAGGCUAGCUUCUGCAUUCUGUUGGUUCUUCUCACGACAUCAGGUUGUUCAAAAGAUUCGGAGGAAACACAGGAAGACUUCCUUUGCCAGCUGCUUGAUCCCACGUCUGGAUUGUUGGACGAGGAUACGGUACAGCAAUUACGGUCCACUUGCUCUGUGGAUUUGAUUCAAUUGAAGGAAGAAGUUAGAAAUCAUGACUUAUGCUUUCCACCUGAAUUAUCAUCCAGUUGCACCAAUGAUAUUGGUUCAGAGACUCAAUUUUUGGCACAAGAAAACAUUCAAAAAUUGAUUAAUGCUUGCCAUCCUCAGUUGAAGCAAAUCUUUCUUCACUGUUUGAGAAAGAAUAAUCUUCCACUCCGAAGUGUAUCCGGUGAUGAAGAUGAUGAUUCCAGAUCCAAUGAUCCUAGAAGAAAUCUGGGUCUGGGCUUGUCUCAACAUGUAUCAAAACCACCAAGUCCUGGCCCUGGCCAUGCAGUUAAAUCAUAUAUCCACACUCAAGAACCACAAUCUCCACUGCCAAAGAAAUCUGGAUCUUUAACUUCAAAAAGGGGACCUCCCGCACCGGUGAUGUAUGCUAAAGAUAAAUCUAAAUCCGAAGGACAUGCAGAUAAGAAAAAAUAUAAAAAGAAGAAAAAGAAAAGUGAUAAUAACAUGGUUAUAAUUGCUGUUGCCGCAGCUGGCGCAUCAGUGACGCUACUAGUGGUACUGCUCUGUGUUUUGUGUUGCUGUUGUGCUGGCAAAAGCCAAGUUAGAAAAUAUGACGAGAGGCCCCUUCUCAGUGUGAGCAGGAGUGACUACUCUUCUACAGGUUCUUCUUCUCCCCAUUUUGCUUCUGGAAAUUCAGAAACUCCUUCACCAGCAUUUGCUGGUACAGAUGCUGCUGCCAGACCAUCAUUUGACCUGAAGCCUCCUCCUGGCAGGGUGGGAAUCAGCCCUUUGAAACCUCCACCUGGAAGGCCAGAUCUCCUUCCCCCUGAGCUUCCUUCUGGUAAUUCCAAUACUCCUCCUCCUCCUCCUCCUCCAGCACCUCCACAGCCACCCAAAACUGCUGCUGGACCUCCUCCUCCACCACCUCCAGCACUACCUGGUGCCAGAAAAGGUGCUGGUGCACCACCACCACCACCUCCUCAGAGUGGUAAAGGUCCUCCUCGACCACCUCCACCAAUUGGUGGUGUAAAGGGUCCACGCCCUUUAGUUAUACAGAAGAAGUCAAGAGCCGCAGAAUCUGGAGGAGCUGCUGAUUCAGAAGGUGGUGCUACUAAAGCCAAAUUAAAACCCUUUUUUUGGGAUAAGGUUCAAGCCAACUCAGAUCAAACAAUGGUUUGGAAUCAGCUUAAAGCAGGAUCAUUCCAGGUUGACGAAGAAAUGAUGGAGACACUUUUUGGCUAUACCAAUACAGAUAAAAGCAAAAGUCAAGCCAAGAAAAGAUCUGCCUCCAUGGAACAGGCACCUCAGUUUAUCCAGAUCAUUGACUCAAAGAAAGCACAAAAUCUGUCAAUUUUAUUGCGAGCUUUGAAUGUGACCAUGGAAGAAGUUUGUGAUGCACUUCGUGAAGGAAAUGAGCUUCCCCCAGAAUUUAUCCAAUCCUUGCUCAAGAUGUCACCCACAUCUGAGGAGGAACUUAAGCUUAGACUUUUCAGUGGCAACCUGUCUCAACUUGGGCCUGCUGACCGGUUCCUAAAGGCCCUUGUUGAUAUUCCAUUUGCAUUUAAACGACUGGAAUCACUUCUUUUUAUGGGUACUCUUAAAGAGGAGCUCACCUUCACCAGGGAUGCCUUUGCUGUUUUACAGGUUGCUAGCGGAGAACUAAAAGGAAGCCGGCUGUUCCUGAAGCUUCUAGAAGCUGUUCUCAAAACUGGUAACCGUAUGAAUGAUGGAACAUUCCGUGGUGGUGCACAAGCAUUUAAACUUGAUACGCUCCUUAAAUUGUCUGAUGUUAAAGGAGUAGAUGGCAAAACUACACUCUUACACUUUGUUGUUAAAGAGAUAAUCCGAUCUGAGGGCAUACGAGCAGUUCGUGGGGCCAAAGAGAGCAAGAGUUUCUCUAGCAUUAAAACAGAUGACCUGUUCGAGGAAGUCUCCACUGAAUCUGAAGAGCGGUAUCGUGAACUCGGUCUUCAGGUGGUAUCACGAUUGAGCAGUGAGCUUGAGAAUGUGAAGAAAGCAGCAGCUUUAGAUGCUGAUGCUUUAACAGGAACCACUGCAAGACUUGGGUAUUCUCUCUUGAAAAUCAAAGAGUUCUACAACAGAGACCUUAAGGAGUUAGAUGAACAAAGUAGAGGAGGGUUUUAUCAGACAGUGGAGAGUUUUGUGGAGAAUGCUGAAGGUACUAUAAUGAGUCUGCUGGAAGAAGAGAAGAGGAUCACAGCUUUGGUGAAGAGUACAGGUGACUACUUCCAUGGGAACAGUGGGAGGGAUGAAGGGUUGCGACUGUUUGUGAUCGUACGAGACUUCUUGGUCAUACUGGAUAAGGUAUGCAAGGAGGUUGGAGUUGAACAGAAGAAGACGGCCGCCGCCGCCGCCGCGGGGAUGGCUCCUAAACAAGAGACUUCUAAGGCUCCUCCUUCUGACACUCGCCCACCACCGAAGAAUAAGCAGCUUCUUUCAGGACUAUCAGAUAGGAGGAUGGAUGACUUUAGUUCAGAUGAUGAGAGUCCAUAGAAUUUUAGGCCAUAAUUUUGGUACCACCUCCAUAUUAAAGAUUUGAACGGGUAUCCUUUGUCAAGCUUUGGAAGUGGCACUCUCAACGUAAAAAUAAUGUUCAUAACUACAUGUACAGUAACUGACCUCACAGGAGCUGACAUCAGGCCAGGCAAUAACCACUAAUAUCGUUCACUAAUGGAAGACGAAAAUCCCUGUUGGGAUUAGCUUCCUGGUUUACAACAACAAGAAGCCAUCUUCGGGAUCAGUAGUUCGGUAGUCUUCAUUAUUGUUCAUACACAAUUCUUUUUAUUGUUGAUAUGUUGUGUCUCCGAAAAGGAAGGAUGUAGAAUGAUAGUAUAAUCAAUUUUUUUUAAUCAAUGGAUGUUUUUCCCCUUACAGCUGGGAUAUAAUUUUUGUCCCAUUUUUCAAAGUUACUAAUUUGUAUUAUACAAUUUUACUCCCUUUUGUUACAAAAUUUAGCCAAGUUGGGUUUUUUGAGACCGCCAAAAUUAGAAUAUACCUCACCACCCAAAUAAUACUUAUAAAAACAUUAAUAGAUUAUCUACCAGUAGAUCUGAAUUCAUCUUCGUGUGAUAUAUGUCAACUUUUAAUCAACUGAA